Molecule: messenger RNA, 1823 nt
Organism: Acanthochromis polyacanthus (spiny chromis)
Lineage: Eukaryota; Metazoa; Chordata; Actinopteri; Pomacentridae
Gene: nek7
Product: NIMA-related kinase 7
Biological process (GO): protein phosphorylation
Molecular function (GO): protein kinase activity; ATP binding
Source: RefSeq, a predicted model, not a curated record
CCCCUCCCCUGCGCCCCGGGAAUGCUGGGUUGUUUACAUUACUGGCACACGGGUCAGUAGUGUGGUGCUGAGGGGGGCCUAGCAGCGCAGAGGCUGUCUGAAAACACGUACACAUCCCGACUGGCUCUACGGCACAGGCGUUCUCAGCGUGAAAACUUUGUAGCGCACAGGCAAAGUGCCACGCAACAAGAGAGGCCCGCCGAGUCGACUUUUUUUUGCAGCGACCUUGGAAAGAAAGGGAAAGUCAAAACAAAGACAACCGCCAUAACCAGCAGGAGAAACUCUCAACGUGAAGGAGGAAUAGCUUAGCAACAGAGUCCCACUUCCUGAGGUGUACAGGAUCGAGCUCCUAACACCAUGGAUAUGGACACGCAGCCACAAGGACAGCAAGCAGCCGUGCCAGUGUUUCAACCCCAGAAACCAUUGCAGCCAGAUAUGGGCCACAAUUCACUGGCUAACUUCCAGAUUGAAAAGAAGAUUGGACGUGGCCAGUUCAGUGAGGUUUAUCGAGCAAGAUACCUGUUAGACAACACAUCAGUGGCCCUGAAGAAAGUUCAGAUAUUCGACUUGAUGGAUGCCAAAGCUCGGCAAGAUUGCAUCAAAGAGAUAGAUCUCCUUAAGCAAUUGAACCACCCCAAUGUGAUAAAGUACCAUGCUUCUUUUAUUGAGGACAAUGAACUGAACAUAGUACUGGAGUUAGCAGAUGCCGGGGACCUCUCUCGUAUGAUCAAGCACUUUAAGAAGCAGAGGAGGCUUAUCCCAGAAAGAACAGUGUGGAAGUACUUUGUCCAACUCUGCAGUGCGCUUGAACAUAUGCACUCCCGGAGAGUCAUGCACAGAGAUAUCAAGCCCGCCAAUGUAUUCAUCACAGCUACCGGCGUAGUGAAACUGGGAGACUUGGGGCUGGGACGAUUCUUCAGCUCCAAAACAACUGCUGCUCACUCGCUAGUGGGUACUCCUUACUACAUGUCACCAGAGAGGAUACACGAAAAUGGCUACAACUUCAAAUCUGACAUCUGGUCACUAGGAUGCCUGCUCUAUGAGAUGGCAGCCCUACAGAGUCCGUUCUGGGAUAAGAUGAACCUCUACUCGCUUUGUAAGAAGAUAGACACAAUGUGACUACCCCCCUCUUCCUCAGAUCACUACUCAGAGGAGCUGAGGAACUUGGUAGAUAUGUGCAUCAACCCCGACCCGGAGAAGAGGCCGGACAUCACCUACGUGUACGACAUUGCCAAACACAUGCAGAACAUGACACAGGGCAGUUAAGCCCUGAGUUACACACACUAUGCCUUGCAGAACUCCUCCCAACAUCCCCUCUUGCUUUUCAUGCUGGACUCGUAAUAAACCUUACAGCUUAUUUUCAGAGCACAGCUCUGGAGUAAGUAGUACAUGUACAUGUAACAGAUUUUUAUUGUCAUGGAGAUGGUAUAGUCACUAACAUGACUGACACCCAAACCUUUUCUGCCCUAGGAUAAAGAUUAUAGAGAUGAUACUUUUUGUCCAUGGAUCUCCCAUUCCUUAACUUCAGUAAUGUUAUUAUUACACUGAAAAUCAGUGUAUUGUAGCUCACUGAUGUGUUGCUUUGGCUUUAAAAAGCUGUCAUUUUUUCAUGUAGUGAUGUAAAGCUGUCCUUCAGCAGCUGCUACUAGCAGAUAUACUGAUAGAAAGCAGGUAUACUGGAAACAGGUAAAAUUUGGAAAAUUGUAACGUUCAGUGUUUUUUAGUUAAACAGUUAAUCGUUGCAACUAAGACGAAAUAUCACCUUGUAGGCUUAUGGUGUGUCAAAUUAGACCUGUAGUUAUCAAAUGGCACAGGGAAAGACC